Molecule: messenger RNA, 1559 nt
Organism: Polychytrium aggregatum
Lineage: Eukaryota; Fungi; Chytridiomycota; Chytridiomycetes; Polychytriales
Product: 26S protease regulatory subunit 10B
Exons: 9
Coding region: 118-1314 (398 amino acids)
Biological process (GO): positive regulation of RNA polymerase II transcription preinitiation complex assembly
Cellular component (GO): proteasome regulatory particle, base subcomplex; cytosolic proteasome complex
Molecular function (GO): proteasome-activating activity; ATP hydrolysis activity; ATP binding
Source: RefSeq, a predicted model, not a curated record
CACCGACCCAGUCGCUCGUCGGUUGCUGCUCGUGCUCGUCCUUCGUGCAUCAACCAGAUCGCUGCCGUCCUUUGCCGUCACCCGCCGUCCACCGCCCGCUCCAUCCAUAUUGCCAUCAUGUCGGCGCCCUCGACCUCCCAAGGCACAGACGACCGCCGAGCCCAGGUCCUCUCUGAUUAUCGCAAGAAGCUUCUGGAGCAUCGGGAACUGGAUGCCAAAGUCCGAGAGUUGCGGCUGGGCUUGCGAAAACUCGAAAGGGACUACGACAAGAGCGAGGACGAUAUCAAGGCCCUGCAGAGCGUGGGUCAGAUCAUCGGAGAGGUUCUCAAGCAGCUCGACCCUGAACGAUUCAUUGUCAAGGCUUCGAGCGGACCGCGAUAUGUUGUCGGCUGCCGCUCCAAAGUUCCCAAGGAUAAGCUCGCUCUGGGCACACGAGUGGCCUUGGACAUGACCACACUCACCAUCAUGCGCAUCCUCCCUCGCGAGGUCGACCCCCUGGUCUACAACAUGAGUAUUGAGGACCCUGGCAACAUCUCGUUUGCUGGAAUCGGCGGUCUGGGCGACCAGAUCCGUGAGCUGAGAGAGGUCAUCGAGCUGCCUCUGCUGAAUCCCGAGCUCUUUGUUCGAGUCGGUAUCAAGCCGCCAAAGGGUGUGCUGCUCUAUGGUCCGCCGGGUACCGGCAAGACGCUCCUGGCCCGAGCCGUCGCCAGCACCCUCGAGUGCAACUUUUUGAAGGUCGUCUCGUCGGCCAUCGUCGACAAGUACAUUGGCGAGAGUGCCAGAAUCAUCAGAGAGAUGUUUGGCUACGCCAAGGAGCACGAGCCUUGCAUCAUCUUCAUGGAUGAAAUCGACGCCAUCGGUGGACGCCGUUUCUCUGAGGGAACCUCGGCUGAUCGUGAGAUCCAAAGAACGUUGAUGGAGCUCCUCAACCAAAUGGAUGGAUUCGACUACCUUGGCCAAACCAAGCUCAUCAUGGCCACCAACCGACCGGAUACGCUCGAUCCGGCUCUGCUGAGACCUGGGCGACUGGACCGCAAGAUCGAGAUCCCGCUCCCCAAUGAGCAGGGCCGCACCGAAAUCCUGAAGAUCCAUGCCGCUCCCAUCACCAAGCACGGCGAGAUCGAUUACGAGGCGAUCGUCAAGCUCUCCGAUACAUUCAACGGCGCCGACUUGCGCAACGUGUGCACAGAAGCAGGCAUGUUUGCCAUUCGCGACGACCGCGACUAUGUGAUCCAGGACGACUUUAUGAAGGCCGUGCGCAAGGUUGCUGACGCAAAGAAGCUGGAGACCAAGCUGGACUACGAAAAGAUCUGAUCGACAUCCGACUCACGCCAUCCAUCGAAGGGGGUGUAUCUGCUGGCUCCAGGGUGUUGGUAUCGACAAGCCCCCCCCUCCUGCAGCGUACUGCAUAUUACGGACUGUGUGCUUUGGUCGCCCGAAUCGGGAAAUGCCGCUUCGGAUAUGCGGAGGCGGGUGUACGGCCUCCAACUGGGCGGCCACACCCACGAAGCACAGCGAGCUUCCCACUCCCUUCAAUACACAGCACCCAUCAAACGAAA